UUCUGUCCUUGAAGACUGUUGCGCUUGUUUCAGAUUCAGAAAACAUGAAAGACUUUUAUUUUGAAAAAUAAAAGUGUUACUAGUUUUUAAUCGUAUACAUAUUUGAAAAGUUAUUUCCUCACAAACAUUACAUUUAGUGAAAAACCAUGAAAAAAGGAACAAAAACAUAGAAUGUUUUGAAUUAUUAUAAAUUUGUCAUUUUUUUCGACUUUGUCUUUGAAUGGUUUCCAGUUUUCUUUGUAUAAUAUUCCAACCUUACAAUAAUAGUAUAAAUUAUUACUAUUUUUAGUUUUGAACAACUGAACAUACAUUUUUUGUCAGACCGGGUGUUCUUUUAAAUAUCUGAUUUUUUAACGUGAAGCAUGCAUUUGCAGCAGGUGAACGGUACCCAGAAUGCAAAGGCAUGUUAGCUGCAGCUUUGCGGCCAGACUGGAGGCUCAAAACAACAACAACAGGCUACUUUGUAGGGGCAGCAGCUGCAUGGAUAGCCCGGAACCCCGAGCAUAUAAGCAUCUUUUCCUCAAAUCGAAAUACACCCUAGCUUUAUAAUGUAAGUGUCGCUAAAGUAUGGGUUUUUUCAUCGGCUAAAGCAAAUUAAAUCUAGUGUUUUGGGGGGAAACUGUUCAAAGCUUGCUAGCUAGCACGCUAGCUCCCUGCGUCUCUAUGUUCGAGUGUCUUCCGGCAGCAGUGGCGGCAGCAGCGGUGCCAUGAACAGUGGACUUCCACCCUCAGCUGCUCCGCUUGGGGGUGCCGGACUACCUAAUGUUAAGGUGAAGUUUUGCCGCUACUACGCGAAGGACAAAACGUGCUUUUAUGGAGACGAAUGUCAGUUCCUACACGACGAUCCGUCCUUGGCAAACCUGCCUCUUCACGGCGGCGGAGGUAGCCCGGUUCCCUUAUCAAUGGCCGGCAGCGGAGGGACGCCAGCGGUGUACUCCAUUGGCGGCACGGCUACAGUCAGCGGAGGGACCGUGGUGUCAAAGAAGAGCGAAACGGUGGGGCCUGCGGGAACGUCCCUGGAAGGGCAGCUGCUAACCAUCCCAGGGAUGGAAGGUGCCACCCUGAGUGAUGCCAACCUUAACAACUCCUACUUCAGCAGCAGCUUUAUUGGGGUCAAUGGGUUUGGAAGCCCAGCAGAGUCAAAAUACUCAAUGAUGCAGCGGAUGACUACCAGCAGCAGCUCUCCAAGCCUUCUCAAUGAUGGUGCCAAGAACUUCAGCCACAGCACUCAUGAUCCAGUGAACUCUUCAACAUCCUCACUGUUCAGUGAUUUUGGUGCUCUUAGCAUUUCCCAAAGGAGAAAGGCUCCUAACCCGGCAGCAAGUGAAUUCAUCCCCAAGGGAACCCCUCGAAUGGCUACAAUGGUCCAGUCCGCUGUUCUGGCCUUCCCCUCGCCUCUCUUCGCACAUCCUGGUCUCGGCAGCUCCUCCGCUUUGGGUCCUGGCAUGUCUUUGUCUGCAGGAUCCUCUCCGCUCCAUUCACCAAAAAUUACACCUCACACCUCACCUGCUCCUCGUCGACGCAGUCACACCCCAAACCCUGCCAACUACAUGGUGCCCACCACAGCCUCUGAUCAGGGUGCACACAUCAUUCAGAAAGAGACUGUAGGGGGGACUACAUACUUCUACACAGACAACACCCCCGCACCGAUGACUGGAAUGGUGUUUCCUACCUACCACAUAUAUCCCUCCAAUCCACCCAACGUGGCCUACAUGCAGCCAAAAGCCAACGCCCCGUCCUUCUUCAUGGCCGAUGAGCUUCGACAGGAGUUGAUUAACAGACAUCUCAUAACCAUGGUGCACAUUGACCACUCAGAAAACCCAGAUGUACCGUCUGAGGUGGACAGCUACCACAGCCUGUUUCCUCUGGAGCCCCUCCCUCCACCAAACCGCAUGCAAAAGACCAGCAAUUUCAGCUACAUUACCUCCUGCUACAAAGCGGUCAACAGCAAGGAUGACAUGCCUUAUUGUCUGAGGAGAAUACAUGGAUUCCGCCUGGUUAACACCAAAUGCAUGAUGCUGGUGGACAUGUGGAAGAAGAUUCAGCACUCAAACACUGUAACGCUGAGAGAAGUCUUCACCACUAAGGCCUUUGGAGACCAUUCGCUGGUCUUCUCCUACGACUUCCAUGCAGGUGCAGAAACAAUGUUUAGCAGACAUUUCAACGACCCAUCAGCAGAUUCUUACUUUACCAAGAGGAAGUGGGGGCAACACGAGCCACCCCAACCACGGCAGCAUGCAGGUCUGCUACCCGAGUCUCUCAUCUGGGCCUACAUUGUCCAGCUCAGCUCAGCGCUGCGCACCAUCCACACUGCUGGCUUGGCCUGUCGGGUCAUGGACCCCAGCAAAAUUCUGAUCACUGGCAAGACGAGGUUACGGGUGAACUGCGUUGGGGUUUUUGAUGUUUUGACGUUUGACAACACUCAGAGCAAUCAUCUCGCCCUGAUGCCACAGUACCAGCAAGCAGAUCUAGUGUCCUUGGGCAAGGUGGUCCUGGCUUUGGCCUGUAACUCUCUGGCUGGAAUUCAAAGGGAGAAUCUGCAGAAGGCGAUGGAGCUGGUGUCUUUAAACUACUCCUCAGAUCUCAAGAAUCUCAUCCUGUACCUUCUGUCUGAGCAGUCCCGCCUGCGAAGUGUCAAUGACAUCAUGCCCAUGAUUGGAGCUCGCUUUUACACCCAGCUGGAUGCUUCACAGAUGAGGAAUGAUGUAAUCGAGGAGGACUUGGCCAAAGAGGUGCAGAAUGGCCGUCUCUUCCGCCUGCUUGCCAAAUUGGGCACCAUAAACGAGCGACCAGAGUUUCAGAAGGACCCGACGUGGUCAGAGACGGGGGACCGCUACCUGUUGAAGCUUUUUCGAGAUCACCUGUUUCACCAGGUUACAGAAACGGGGUCGCCCUGGAUUGACCUCAGCCACAUCGUCUCCUGCCUCAAUAAACUGGAUGCAGGCGUUCCCGAGAAGAUCAGCCUGGUCUCGCGAGAUGAGAAAAGCAUCCUGGUUGUGACCUACUCGGACUUGAAGCGCUGCUUUGACAGUACCUUCCAGGAGCUGCAGGCUGCCGCCGCUGGUUCUCUGUAGCGCCCCCUUUGGGCCCAGGAGUGGGACUUCCCAAGCCCUGGAGCAUUGUAUUGCACUACAGCGGAGGACCAGGCUCAUGGACAACAUCAGCACAGGCAUCAGGGCUUCUGAACCUCAGUCACAUACACUGAUCCCUGUCCACCAGAAAGGCUUUUCUAACGUGUUUUUUUUUUUUUAAGUUUUCCUGAAACCUGCAGACAAAUUUGGAGAAAAAAAAGAAAGACAAAAAAAAACAGAAAAAGGACUAAUAUGGAAGCUGUGAUGUACGACCUUUUUUUUAAGCUUUGGGAACAGAACGAGAAACGAAAAUUGAGGUUUUGAAGAUUUUCCUGCUUUUAUUGUUUGUUUCUACAGUUGGGGUAUUUUUUUUUUUCAGGAUGCACUAAGAUUUUAAUUUUUUGUUCAUUUUUCCUUGUGUGAAUGGCCUACAGGGUGCACAGAGAGCUAAAGUCACACACGGACUAAAAACCCGAGCAGACUCGCCGUGUAAAGAAACCACAGAGAGUUGAACGUUUCUAUUGACUGCAUCUCUGCCCGUUUGAGACCACACCCCUUCGUUCGAACGCACUCGGAGAUGGGACACACCACUCAAGGCUGUCAUUAUUAUGGGAUGGAACCUGUUUGACACAAUGGGCCAACCGCCUUUUGCCUUGGUUGUUGGUUCUGCUUAAGAGAGGACAAAUCACUCAGGUGGUUGGAUGAGAAUUUUUCAGGAGAUUUAAGAACUGCUGGCUGGUUUUUCUUGGUUGGAGCAUCUUCUGGGGACCAGGAACUGGGGGAUAAAUUGAGGUUUCUGUGGCACUGAGGAAGAGGGCGUCUUCUGCUGAGUUGUUACAUGCGCAGCAACCACCUUUACUAUUAGAUAGUUGCUGAAUCAAAUGCUCUAGGGUGGGUCAUUUUGGGUUUACUGUCCGGCACCGGGCUUCGGCCUUUUUAGUGAGGCUUCUACAAAAGUGGAGCCACAGCUGCCUCUUUGUGGAAUGUCCCUUUGUCCCACAGCCAUCCUCUCACUUCAACCACGCCCGAUCUCUGUCUCUUACUCUCCUUUCGUACUCAUCUUGUUGUCCCAAACUUUACUUCUCCUCUUUGAGACAACAUUUUAAGGAAAAGUGAUGCUUUUUGAGACUUUUUACCAGCUGCUUUUUCUCUUUUGCUCAGCUUCUGUGCAGAAAUGCACAACAAAAUAAAAGCGAGCAGACCCCCCCCCCCUUUUGAUCUUUAUUCUGUGGACCAAUUCCAGCAGGGUUUUAAGUUAAAGGAAGGGACUUUGGGUGACUGAGGAUGGGGGAACAUCAACUGUAAUUUGUUUUAUUUGACUUUUUAAGAUCAUGAUAUUCAAACAUGCUGUAGACAAAGCACUGGCGCUGGCCUUGACGCUGACUGAAGGCAUGGAUUUCUCUCAGGAUGAUGGACAACUGGAGGGGCCCAAUGAUUGAAUGUGUUUGGCUGUCAUUGGCUGCCGCCUGUCCAGUCAAAUAGAAGAGCUUAGGUGGAGUGGGUGGGACGAAUGGAGGUUUUAGGGGGUUAAUGACAGGUCGAAGGCAUUGCUGGAAUCAUGUUACGAGGGGAUUUCAUGUUGCCUUGAAGCACAGAUCAAUUUUUACAGGUUUAAAUGGGAUCAAAUUUGGAGAACAUUUACUUAACCUGCAGGAAUAGCUAUUGAAAUCAGUCAGACUGCAGAUUGAGUCUUCUCCCUUUUGUCUUAUUAUGAAUGUGUCCACACAAAAGUGUAAAGGGUCACAAUUAGGAGCUACUGUUGAGUUAUGACGGAGCCGUCUGGGUUACAUUUAAACAUUUUCUUCAAAGAUCUGUUAUUGAACGCAACAUAAGUACAGGUAACAUUUGUGUUGGAUGGAGAAACGUCUCUGUUUGAGUCCAAAUCGGCAACCUAAACAUUUUCGGUGGAUGUAGUGCUGUAGGAACCCCCUCCCAAACAAGCCCACACAAAGGCAUGCCCCUCGACGCCGCCGACUCCAUGUCAGUGCUCAUAUCACUGUAGUCCACAUCACUGCACACACUCCACUUUGUUAUUGACCACCUCUCCACAGAAAAACACCUAAAAUCACCAUCUUACUAGAUCCUUUUUCUUUUGCUUUGCCCCACUUAUGUUCUUGUCUCAGAUUUUGCAACAUUUGUGUGUACAGCAGUAUUUUAAUAAAGAAUACAAAAACUGGUA
Oryzias latipes (Japanese medaka) is the source of this 5250-nucleotide messenger RNA. It is a transcript of the gene pan3, whose product is annotated as poly(A) specific ribonuclease subunit PAN3. NCBI's taxonomy places the organism in Eukaryota, Metazoa, Chordata, Actinopteri, Beloniformes, Adrianichthyidae. The record is from RefSeq and is a predicted model, not a curated record. Gene Ontology annotation, biological process: mRNA processing; nuclear-transcribed mRNA poly(A) tail shortening; protein phosphorylation. Gene Ontology annotation, cellular component: P-body; PAN complex. Gene Ontology annotation, molecular function: protein kinase activity; ATP binding; metal ion binding.